Molecule: messenger RNA, 3093 nt
Organism: Mycetomoellerius zeteki
Lineage: Eukaryota; Metazoa; Arthropoda; Insecta; Hymenoptera; Formicidae
Product: centrosomal protein of 104 kDa
Exons: 15
Coding region: 405-3041 (878 amino acids)
Cellular component (GO): cilium
Source: RefSeq, a predicted model, not a curated record
GAAAUCUCUAUCAAUUUCAUAGCAACAUCACGGCGUCAUUUCGAUAUCUGCGUCGUGUUUGCGUAUUCGCGAAUAUACGCAUGCCUUUUCGCAGGAAAAUCUCUCAACCUAUUAUUGGAGACGGAGACGGCGGUUCCAGGCUUCCAGCGCAAAGCCAGUAACCAGUUCUGUCGCAAGCUUCGCCGCGGCCGGAUGCGCAAGUGGGGUGGCCUACGCGCCGGGGUGAAACUUGCAAGCUCCCCCUUUAUCGAGCUUGCAGAUGGCUGUGCCUUUUAGAUUUUGACGUGUCCCUCCGUUCUUCCCCGUUCGUUCGUCCCGUGCGCUUCGUGGUACAACAUUUCAAUCGUUUAUCACGCUGUUCGCUCUAUUGGUUGCCAUUUCCCGACGAUCAGCACCCCCGCAACAUGCCCAGGAAAGUCGGAUUCAACGUCGUCUAUGCCACGAGCGAGGAGGAUAGGCACUCGUCGUUAGAGCUUAAUGUUCACGGGCCGACAGUAAGAGGUUGGCAGAGUGCAAGAAAUUGCACGUAUCCUCAGGAACUGAUUCUACGUCUUCAUGGGCCCACGAAACUUACAAGAAUACAGGUUCUGGCUCAUCAGUACCUUAUACCUGAGAAGCUGGAGAUCUGGACGUCGAGGGAAGAAAAUGCAUCCACUUCGACGGACUUCAGUUACCUGGGUUACAUCACGCUGUCCGACAACGCGUCAACCCUUUACAAAAGCAGGGAGCUGAAAAGCGUGGCUCUUCCAGAAACAGAAGCGCUGUCGCUGAAACUCAGAUUACACAAACCGCACAGUAACGCGCACAACACAUAUUGUCAGGUUGGCCUUAUAGCUAUAAAUAUACUUGGCGAGCCUUAUGGUCAGGAAUUAACCGGACAGGGAGAUGCUCCAUACAAUCCGCAUUACAUUUCGCCUUACGACGAUCUGGCGUUUGAAAUGUACGUCGAUCGGGAAGUGGCCAAAAUCAUAAGGCAAAUGGAAGUGAAGAAAUUACUAGCGGUGGAAGAAGAGAGAUUCGAGUACGCUUCGAAAUUGAAAGUGGCUAUGGAGAAUCUAAGAAAAGCGGGGGAGCGUUUGGGCAAGUACGAGUUGGAGAAGAAAUACGCUAUAGCUUUGGAAGAUUAUGAUAAGGCCAAAGCUAAAAAAGCUCAGGCUCAGCAGUACAGACAACAGGUCUAUCAGUCGUUGGAAAUAUACAAUCUACUCGAGGUCCAUGGGCCUAUGGAAAAGAACAAUCUGUCAACCGCAGAGGACAAAGAGCCGACAUCGGCCGAUAAUUUGAACACAGCGGCGUUGCCCGACGACAUGACAUCUCCUCCAAGAUUAGUCAUUCCACCUAAUCGCGAUGGUGCCGUAUCACCAACUGGUCCCGCACAUCAACCGCCCGUAUCACCAUUACGUCAGAAAACUAAUAGUCCCGAGUUAACCGACAGUCCUGCGAAUGGUGUCCUUGAUAAGCAGACAAGGGAUCCCUGCAACAAGGGAUCCCUUAGGCGAAAAACUAAAUCAGCAGGUCCAGCUCUUCGAUCAAGUUACGAAGCUUACGAAGAAAGGACCAUUCCCGCUCUAAGGCACUCGCACACGAACGAGUUUACGAGAGAGUGUCACCUGGACAGCACAGAGACAAAAGUUAUCUCGAAACUCAACGACAGGGAGAAGAAACAAGCCGCGUUACCUAUUUCAGUCUUCGGGAUGGAAAUGGUGGAAAAGUUCUACUCGAAGCAAUUCACUGACAAGGAGGAGGGACUGAUGCAAUUGAAAGAGGAAUUGAAGACAUUCGAUUCAGCGGUUUCGAAACAUUCUCCGAAUAAAACAGCUAGAGCAGCGAUUCUGUUGCUGCACAGGGCUCUCAGAGACAAAGUUUUUAGCGUAUAUAGUUUGGCCGCGCAGCUUAUCCGAAUCUUCUUCGCCGAGUUUGCCGCGGACAGAGUGUCUUCAACUGAGAUUGCUAGAAGCGUUGAACGUUUGCUACCAGAACUUCUGACAAAGUCUGGCGACACUACUCCGAGGAUACACAAUAUGGCAGUACACACAAUCCUCAGCAUGGCAGACUGCAAAUGCGUGCGGGAGUUGCACAUAAUACCGGUACAUCUAACCAGACCAGUCAACAGCAGCACACAUCAGAGGCUCGCAUUGAGUAGGCUGGAGAUGGUGGAGCAAUUGAUAUUGAGCCACGGCAUUUCCACGGAGAAACAAAGCGGGUUGACUUGUCGGACGUUAUCCGAAUUAGGUUCUUCCGGUCUGCAUCACCCAGCUGAGGCAGUGCGAAAGGUCUCCGAGAGAAUUCUCGUGUUGGUGUACAAAGUCAAUCCCAGAUUGGUUCGAAAGCAAUUGCCUCCUGAUGAUGAUAUAACACGACGAAAUCUGCUGUAUCGCCAGCUUUUCCAUGAAUUCGACUUGAUCGAUCUUCAGAGGAAAAAGGAAGCAGAGUCAACCCAUAAAGCAACGACAACGCCUACGCGAACUAGAUCUACGGAAAAUAAUGUAACUAAUUUAACCAAAUCACCCUCGAGAUCUAGCCCAGUGGUGAGUACCGGAAGUUCAACGAGUAUCACGUCUCCGUCCGAAAACAGUGUCGACCAUAAGGGAGAUAAAAUGUGCAUAUUUUGUCUGUCCAAGGGUCAAGUGUACUCCGAAGAAGGUCUGAACAUACAUUAUUGGAGAACUUGUCCUAUGUUAACGAAAUGCGAAGCGUGUAAGCAAGUCGUAGAAAUUUCUUAUUUGAACUUGCAUUUAUUGAAUGAAUGCGACAUGAGAAGCAAUUACGUAAAAUGCGAUACGUGUAAACAAGCGGUACAUGAAAAUGCGUUCGAGGUUCACAGACAAGACAAAAAAUGCACAAAACCUAUAGAGGGAUAUGAACGCUGUCCCCUUUGUUCGGCUUUAGUGAAUCAAAACAAGUGGAGGGAACAUCUCAUGGGGGAACAUCCAUGUGUAAAUAAUCCACGAAGCAAGCUCGGGAAAAGUUGUUCGAAAUCUCCAUCCAAUUCACAAAAUCUCAGCGGCAAGUUAACAUCACCGACGGGUAGAGAUUACUAGCAUCAGGCAACAACUUCGAAGCCAACGGAAGAAUUCGACAAGUCUUAAAAAA